Molecule: messenger RNA, 1383 nt
Organism: Agrilus planipennis (emerald ash borer)
Lineage: Eukaryota; Metazoa; Arthropoda; Insecta; Coleoptera; Buprestidae
Product: phosphatidylserine decarboxylase proenzyme, mitochondrial
Exons: 7
Coding region: 56-1300 (414 amino acids)
Biological process (GO): phosphatidylethanolamine biosynthetic process
Cellular component (GO): mitochondrion
Molecular function (GO): phosphatidylserine decarboxylase activity
Source: RefSeq, a predicted model, not a curated record
UAUAGUUUUUAUUUAAUAUUAUGAAGAAAAUAAUGACUUAUUUUGUAGUAGAAAAAUGAACCUGAAAACAAUAGGGCUUAUUUUUACAAAAAGCAGAAGUUUUGCUCAACUAUCGAAGACGUUUCAAAGACCUUAUGGAAGGGUACAAAUAAAAGAAAACAAAGCAUCAUUCGUCAGACCUUUAUCUUCUAAUGCAGACAACGCGACAUUAAAAAAAGGAUGGUUGGAGUGGAAGGUAAUUAUGACAAAAUUUGUCCCUGUUGGCCUGUGCCUCAUUGCAGUAAUGCAAUGGAGAUUCUAUAGGAAACAAAUAAGUGAUCGAACUGCAAGCCAUUGGGAAGUUAAAUUUUAUUGUGCUUUACCACUACGAGCAGUCAGUAGAUGGUGGGGGUGGUUAGCAGAUAAACAUAUUCCUGAAUCUUUACGACCACUUGUUUAUAAUCUCUACAUUAAAACAUUUGGGGUGGAUUUGAGUGAGGCUGCCAAUCAAGACUUAGGGUCUUACAGGAGUUUAGCGGACUUCUUUUCUCGGCCACUGAAGGAAGGCGUUCGUGAGAUUAACCAGGAGUGUCCUUUGGUCAGUCCUUGUGAUGGAACUGUUCUCCAUUUUGGCCCUAUUGAAACAGGACAUGUGGAACAGGUGAAAGGUGUUACUUACUCUCUGGAAAAUUUCUUAGGGGAAAACACUUGGAAUAAUAAUCGAAAUCAUAACGAAGAUUGUGAUUAUAGAAAAUCCUUGUUCCAUAAACCCCAUUUGCCAAACAACUUAUACCAUUGUGUUAUUUAUUUAGCACCUGGAGAUUAUCACAGGUUCCACUCACCAGUGGAUUGGCAGCCAAACCACAGACGUCAUUUUUGUGGUCAAUUGCUGUCAGUGAACCCGAGUAUAGCAAGGUGGUUGCCAGGAUUAUUCUGUAUAAAUGAAAGGGCUGUGUAUUUGGGACACUGGGAACAUGGAUUCUUUUCCAUGGCAGCUGUUGGUGCUACAAAUGUUGGAAGUGUUAGGGUCUAUUUCGACAAGACUUUGCAAACGAAUAGGCCAAAAUAUAGACAACCUUUUAUCAAUAAAGAUGACAAAUGUUUGGGUACUUCUAUUAAUCUCAAUAAGGGCGAUUUGGUAGGGGAGUUUCGGAUGGGCUCGACGAUUGUACUAGUUUUUGAAGCCCCUGACUCUUUUGAAUUUAAACUGACGCCGUUCCAACGUGUCAGAGUUGGAGAAGGAAUUGGUUGUAUAAAUAAAACUAAAUACGUGGACAGGUUGUCGAAGACGCACACGAAUACUAUCACUAUUGCUACGUGAUUGUGAUUGUAAUAGUAGUUAGACGAAUUGUAUUUUUCUAUUGUGAUUUGUAUAUGUAUAUAAAGUGUCCAUUUAUAAACAAA